AGUUUUCGUUCGUAUGCUUUCACCAGAAGAAAAAGAAACAGCGCAGCCUCCCUUCUUCUCUCGUCGCUCCUCAGGCGAUUCCCUAUUCCUCGUCGUUGAUUGCUCACCGCCGACUUCCAUCGUCAAAUACCGUCGCACCCACAGCACCGGAGACCGUCGCACACCACAAAUACGAUUCAUCUGUUCAUAACAGGAAAUACACAAUGUGUUCAUAACAAGAACAUGCAUAUUGCCAUAAUAUAAAAGGAAGCCCUUUUUGGUAAUUUUGCCAAACACCCGUGAUUCAUCGGCUUUCUCACCUCUGCCGCCGCCGGAACUACCAUCAACGUUACCGAAGCUCUGCAUCUAAAUCUAUUUGAUAAACUCUGCAACGAAACAAACGUUCACUUACUGUUUUUAGAAGUAUGAGGGUUAAGGUUAUUUCUCGCUCUGCAGAUGAUUUUACACGCGAGCGGAGUAAUGAUCUUCAGAGGGUUUCUCGAAACUACGACCCAAACCUUCGUACUCAAGAGAAGGCGGUGGAGUAUGUUAGAGCCCUUAAUGCAGCUAAAUUAGAUAAGGUAUUUGCAAGACCAUUUAUUGGAGCCAUGGAUGGGCAUAUAGACGCCAUCUCAUGUAUGGCAAAAAACCCUAGUCACCUGAAAGGUGUAUUUUCUGGUUCUAUGGAUGGAGAUAUUCGUUUAUGGGAUAUUGCUUCGAGGAAAACAAUUUGUCAAUAUCCUGGGCACCAAGGUGCAGUACGAGGUUUAACUGUAUCUACAGAUGGGGGUGUUCUUGUUUCAUGUGGAACGGAUUGCACUGUUAGACUGUGGAGGGUUCCUCUUUCAAGUGGCAUCGACUCAUCUGAUACCUCAGAAAAGUCAAUUGCAUCCUAUGUUUGGAAAAAUGCCUUCUGGGGUGUGGACCAUCAAUGGGAAGGUAAUCUUUUUGCCACAGCUGGUGCUCAAGUUGAUAUAUGGGACCACAAUAGGUCGCAGCCAGUUAACAGUUUCGAAUGGGGAAAUGAUACGGUUAUUUCUGUCCGAUUUAAUCCUGGGGAGCCAAAUAUACUUGCAACAUCUGGGAGUGAUCGGAGCAUAACAAUAUAUGAUCUUCGAACAUCUUCACCAGCAAGAAAACUUAUCAUGAGGACAAAAACAAAUUCUAUUGCUUGGAAUCCGAUGGAGCCCAUGAACUUCACAGCUGCAAAUGAAAAUUGCAAUUGUUACAGUUUUGAUGCAAGAAAACUAGAAGAAGCCAAGUGUGUGCAUAAAGAUCAUGUGUCUGCAGUUAUGGAUAUUGAUUACUCACCAACCGGUCGUGAAUUUGUAACUGGAUCUUAUGACAGAACAGUGAGGAUUUUUCAGUAUAACGGUGGACAUAGUAGGGAAAUCUAUCACACUAAGCGAAUGCAAAGGGUGUUUUGCGUGAAGUUUAGUGGUGAUGCAAGUUAUGUGAUCUCGGGUAGUGACGACACCAAUCUUAGACUUUGGAAAGCUAAAGCAUCAGAGCAACUCGGUGUUAUUCUUCCACGAGAACGUAAGAAGCAUGAAUAUAUGGAGGCUGUCAAGAAUCGUUACAAGCAUCUUCCUGAGGUCAAACGUAUAUUAAGGCAUAGGCACUUGCCAAAACCAAUAUACAAGGCAGGGUUGCUUAGGAGAACAAUGGCAGAUGCAGAAAAGAGGAAGGAAGACAGGAGGAGAGCUCACAGUGCCCCUGGAAGCAUGCCAAGAAAGUCUGUACGGAAAAACAGAAUCAUUCAAGAAAUCGAAUGA
This is a messenger RNA of Lactuca saligna, 1754 nucleotides long. The record is from the annotation of a GenBank genome assembly. Lineage: Eukaryota; Viridiplantae; Streptophyta; Magnoliopsida; Asterales; Asteraceae.